GGGAUCGCUGAGCGGGCUCGGGGAGGCCAGGAGAGCCAGCGGCGGGGGCGGGAGCCCGGCGGGCUCAGCGCUGAGCAGAGAGAGCGCUCGGCCAGCCGCCGUUCGGCGCGCUCUCGGAGCAGCCAGUCCGCGCGUCCCCGCAGCCUUCCGGGAGGAAGCGGCGCCGGGGCCGGGUGCAGCCUCACCUGCCGGCCCUUCCCCGCCGGACGGCGCAGAAGGACAGAGGGUCGCGGCUCCGCGACGCACUUGAGCCGGUCGCAGCGUCUAAGACCCCGCGCGGGGCACCGGCUCCAUGGCGACCGGGCUCGGGGAGCCCGUCUACGGACUUUCGGAAGAGGAGGGAGAAUCCCGUAUUCUCAGAGUAAAAGUUGUUUCUGGAAUUGACCUCGCCAAAAAGGACAUAUUUGGAGCCAGUGACCCAUAUGUGAAGCUGUCGCUGUAUGUAGCGGAUGAGAACAGAGAACUUGCUUUGGUUCAAACAAAGACAAUUAAAAAGACGCUGAACCCGAAGUGGAACGAGGAGUUUUAUUUUAGAGUAAAUCCAUCCAAUCACAGGCUCCUGUUUGAAGUAUUUGACGAGAACAGAUUGACACGAGACGACUUCCUGGGUCAGGUGGACGUGCCUCUUAGUCACCUUCCGACAGAAGAUCCAACCAUGGAGAGACCCUAUACAUUUAAGGACUUUCUCCUGCGACCAAGAAGUCAUAAAUCGCGAGUCAAGGGGUUUUUGCGGUUGAAAAUGGCCUACAUGCCGAAAAACGGUGGUCAGGAUGAAGAAAACAGCGAGCAGAGAGACGACAUGGAGCAUGGAUGGGAAGUUGUUGAUUCAAACGACUCAGCUUCCCAGCACCAGGAGGAGCUCCCUCCGCCUCCCCUGCCACCAGGAUGGGAAGAGAAAGUGGACAAUUUAGGCCGCACUUACUACGUCAAUCACAACAACAGGAGUACGCAGUGGCACCGGCCCAGCUUGAUGGAUGUGUCCUCGGAGUCAGACAAUAACAUCAGGCAGAUCAACCAGGAGGCUGCACACCGGCGCUUCCGCUCUCGGAGGCACAUCAGUGAAGAUUUGGAGCCCGAGGCCUCGGAAGGUGGUGGAGAGGGCCCUGAGCCUUGGGAGACCAUUUCAGAGGAAAUGAAUAUGGCAGGAGAUUCCCUCAGCCUGGCUCUGCCCCCACCGCCUGCCUCGCCAGUGUCCCGGACCAGCCCCCAAGAGCUGUCGGAGGAACUGAGCAGAAGGUUACAGAUCACUCCGGACUCCAAUGGGGAACAGUUCAGUUCUCUGAUUCAGAGAGAGCCCUCGUCCAGGCUUCGGUCCUGCAGUGUUACGGACACGGUUGCUGAGCAGGCUCACCUACCACCGCCAUCAGUGGCCUAUGUACAUACCACGCCGGGCCUCCCUUCAGGCUGGGAAGAAAGGAAAGAUGCUAAGGGACGUACAUACUAUGUCAAUCAUAACAAUCGAACCACAACUUGGACUCGACCAAUAAUGCAGCUUGCAGAAGAUGGUGCCUCCGGAUCAGCCACAAACAGUAACAACCACCUAGUCGAGCCUCAGAUCCGCCGGCCUCGUAGCCUGAGCUCGCCAACUGUAACUUUAUCUGCCCCACUGGAGGGUGCCAAGGACUCACCCAUACGCCGCGCUGUGAAAGAUACCCUUUCCAACCCACAAUCCCCUCAGCCGUCACCUUACAACUCCCCCAAACCACAACACAAAGUCACACAGAGCUUCCUGCCACCAGGCUGGGAGAUGAGGAUAGCUCCAAACGGCCGGCCCUUCUUCAUUGACCAUAACACAAAGACUACAACAUGGGAAGAUCCACGGCUGAAAUUUCCAGUACAUAUGCGGUCAAAAGCAUCCUUAAACCCCAAUGACCUGGGCCCUCUUCCUCCUGGUUGGGAAGAAAGGAUCCACCUGGAUGGCCGAACAUUCUACAUUGACCAUAGCAGCCAGGUGUUAUGUGGAGAGAAUGAUACCAGAGACUCAGUGCCCUUAUACGAUAGCAAAAUUACUCAGUGGGAAGAUCCAAGACUACAGAACCCAGCCAUCACUGGUCCGGCUGUUCCUUACUCCAGAGAAUUUAAGCAGAAAUAUGACUACUUUAGGAAGAAAUUAAAGAAACCUGCUGAUAUCCCAAACAGGUUUGAAAUGAAACUUCACAGAAACAACAUAUUUGAAGAGUCCUAUCGGAGGAUCAUGUCUGUGAAAAGACCCGAUGUCCUAAAGGCUAGACUGUGGAUUGAGUUUGAAUCAGAGAAAGGCCUGGACUAUGGGGGCGUGGCCAGGGAGUGGUUCUUCUUACUGUCCAAAGAAAUGUUCAACCCCUACUACGGCCUCUUUGAGUACUCUGCCACGGACAACUACACACUGCAGAUCAAUCCCAACUCAGGCCUCUGCAAUGAAGACCAUUUGUCCUACUUCACUUUCAUUGGAAGAGUGGCCGGCUUGGCAGUGUUUCAUGGGAAACUCUUAGAUGGAUUCUUCAUCCGACCAUUCUACAAGAUGAUGUUGGGGAAGCAGAUAACUCUGAACGACAUGGAGUCUGUGGACAGCGAGUACUACAACUCUUUGAAAUGGAUCUUAGAAAAUGACCCCACGGAACUUGACCUCAUGUUCUGCAUAGAUGAAGAGAACUUCGGGCAGACCUAUCAAGUGGAUCUGAAGCCCAAUGGGUCAGAAAUAAUGGUAACGAAUGAGAACAAGAGAGAAUAUAUUGACUUAGUCAUCCAGUGGAGAUUUGUGAACAGGGUCCAGAAGCAAAUGAAUGCCUUCUUGGAGGGAUUUACAGAACUUCUUCCAAUUGAUUUGAUUAAAAUUUUUGAUGAAAAUGAGCUGGAGUUGCUGAUGUGUGGCCUUGGUGAUGUCGACGUGAAUGACUGGAGACAGCAUUCUAUUUACAAGAAUGGCUACUGCCCCAAUCAUCCUGUCAUCCAGUGGUUCUGGAAGGCUGUGCUCCUAAUGGACGCUGAGAAGCGGAUCCGGCUACUACAGUUUGUCACAGGCACCUCCCGAGUACCCAUGAAUGGAUUUGCCGAACUUUAUGGUUCCAAUGGUCCUCAGCUGUUUACAAUAGAGCAAUGGGGUAGUCCUGAAAAACUGCCCAGAGCUCAUACAUGCUUUAAUCGCCUUGAUUUACCUCCAUACGAAACCUUUGAAGAUUUGCGGGAGAAACUUCUCAUGGCUGUGGAGAAUGCUCAAGGCUUUGAAGGGGUGGAUUAAGGCCUCCUGCACCGGGGGCGGGGGAGCUGCCCUUCCAGCAAGUUCUGCGUGCACUUUUGCAUUUGCCUAGCAGACUUUUGCAGAGCCGGUGGCAGAAGAGAUUACCUGGCCUGGCUCUGGAGCCCAGCUUGUCCAGGCCGUGCCCAAGUUCCGCCAGGGCAUGUAGCCCCAGCUCAAGUACCACCACCCCCUGUCACCACCGAUUCUCAACUGGUUGACGUGUACACUGAUUACAUUUCAGGAGGACUUGUUCUAUUUAUGUUGUGCCUCUGCAGGCAAAGCCCUUAAUAAAUAUUUUGCAUACUUUCUAAUGACAA
Messenger RNA from Onychomys torridus (southern grasshopper mouse), 3534 nucleotides. RefSeq names its product NEDD4 like E3 ubiquitin protein ligase (gene Nedd4l). Bases 293 to 3217 code for a protein of 974 amino acids. The transcript is spliced from 31 exons. Lineage: Eukaryota; Metazoa; Chordata; Mammalia; Rodentia; Cricetidae. Gene Ontology annotation, biological process: ubiquitin-dependent protein catabolic process; regulation of dendrite morphogenesis. The record is from RefSeq and is a predicted model, not a curated record. Gene Ontology annotation, molecular function: protein binding; sodium channel inhibitor activity; ubiquitin protein ligase activity.